AUGUAUUUGUUUUCAGUCGACAAGCCAAAGGCUGAACGCAGACGGCGCAAAGGCGUCAAUCGCCACAAUCCGCUUUACGAGGACGUCCUUGACGCACAGGGCAUCCCCCUGCCGGGAGGCGCUAUAAAUGCACCCCGCAACAGGAAGAUAAAGGAAGCGGUAGAAGAUGCAGCAGCAGUUGAGGAUGCAACUACUCGGGAGGAGGCUGGAGAAGAUGGAAUGCUUCCACCAAAACUAGGCAAGAAACUACUGAAGCUCGUUGAAGAGCAGCAGAAGGACGAAGGUAUUGGGGAGGGAUCAGACGAGGAUGGCAACGAAUCUGGGGUGGAAGAGGAAGCAGACGAAGAUGGAUUCGUUGUACUGGACUGCGAGGAAGAUGAGGAAGAUGUGGCGUUUUACAAACAAAGAGCGGGGGAGAUCCCUCGUGGAACAAUCAACUUGGCGGAUCUUGUAAUGGAACAGCUGCGGAAGCAAUCAGAGAACGCUGCCGGGAAAGAAGCAAACGAGGAGCCAGAGUCUAACUUGUCGCCCAAAGUCAUUGAAGUUUACACGGCAAUGGCACCGUUUCUUGCGCGUUACAGAAGCGGGAGAGUACCGAAGGCCUUCAAAAUCAUACCGAGGCUGCAUGCAUGGGAGGAGGUGCUUGUACUAACCAACCCACCAAUGUGGUCGAAGCAAGCGACAAGAGAAGCCACCCGUAUUUUCUGCAGCAAUCUCCGUGAAGCCAUGGCCCAGAGAUUUUUAUGCACCGUUUUGUUGCCAGCAGUCAGGGAUGACAUUGCGGAAAACAAGAAGCUUAAUUGCCACCUUUAUAUGGCCCUAAAGAAGGCUCUCUUCAAGCCUGGUGCUUUCUUCAAGGGCAUUUACCUCCCGUUGGCGAUGAAUGGGUGCACGAUCAGAGAGGCAAUAAUUGUGGGGAGCGUGGUAGCGAAGGUCUCUAUACCCGUUCUGCACGGUGCAGCUGCGCUGUGUAGGUUGGCUGCCGUGCUUCCGGCUCAGUGGAUCCCUUCUGUCAGCCACAUGAUGACGGUGUUGAUUGACAAGAAGUAUUCCCUGCCUAUUCAGGCAGUUGAUGAAUGCGUCAACCACUUUCACCGGUUUCUGUCGAGCGAAGUGAAGGUUACGGUGGCGUGGCACAAGUGCCUAUUGGUUUUAGUACAGCGGUACAAAGUUAACCUGUCAGCGUCUCAUAGAGCGAAGCUGAAGGAGGUUCUCAAGGUCUAUUUUCACCCCAAGGUUGGACCUGAAAUUCGUAGGGAAUUAGCGGCCCAGCAACCCGCACUAUUAUUAGAGCAGCAGCAGCGUGCACUGCUCGCACUUGCUGAGGAACAGAAGCAAGUGGAAGAGAUACAAGUUGAUUCGUAA
Molecule: messenger RNA, 1365 nt
Organism: Eimeria maxima
Lineage: Eukaryota; Apicomplexa; Conoidasida; Eucoccidiorida; Eimeriidae
Product: bystin, putative
Exons: 6
Coding region: 1-1365 (454 amino acids)
Biological process (GO): rRNA processing
Cellular component (GO): nucleolus; cytoplasm; preribosome, small subunit precursor
Molecular function (GO): snoRNA binding
Source: RefSeq, a predicted model, not a curated record